Messenger RNA from Zootoca vivipara (common lizard), 2594 nucleotides. RefSeq lists its product as uncharacterized. NCBI's taxonomy places the organism in Eukaryota, Metazoa, Chordata, Lepidosauria, Squamata, Lacertidae. The record is from RefSeq and is a predicted model, not a curated record. Gene Ontology annotation, cellular component: cytoplasm.
CUGAAGCAGGGCGAGCUCCGAUGUAGCCACAACUUCCUCAGUCCGGAUGAGUCCUUAAAAGUCCUCGAGCGCGUUGUGUGUUUGUGCCUUAAUUUUUUUUUUCUUCAAAAAACACCUCUUGCCCUUAUUUCAAGGGAGAAAGCGUCGUCUCCAUCUCUCGCGCAGGCUGGCUGGGCGCAAUGAAGAGACCCGCGGCCGGGGCGGGCGCCGCGCGCGAGCUGCUCCGGGACUACCUCGCCUUCUACCGCGCCAACGGGGCGGAAGGGAAACUUCUGGUCUGCAACGAGGCGGCCGUGAAGAGCCGCGCGCGGAGCCUGCUGGCCUCGGAGCCCGGCUUGGCGGGGGCUCCGGGGGGCUUCGACGUCGCCGGCCUCGCUGAGAGCUGCCUGGCGGCCAAGGGGGAAACGGGGGGCGUCGUCUUUCGGAAGCUGCUCAAAGCCUUCGAGUUCCUGGAGCUGAUUUGCGUCAACCUCUUCCUCUCUCCGUGGAGGAAAGAGAUCAAGUCGCUCAAGACUUUUACAGGAAACUUUGUCUACUAUGUGCAAUCUGUUCUCCCAGAAGGCAUAGUAGAAAAGCUACUGAAGGAAAUUGGCUACGUUGCAACUACCACCACAGAGUUUUCACUGGCCAAGAAGCUCAGUGAGGAGGAAACGGAACAAGCUGCCUUUGAAAUAUUCCUUGCACGAAUCCAGUGUGAAGACCUCCUUGAAAUUGCAGAGGAUGUAAGAGACAGCGAUCUGGUGGAUAUCCUACAGAAGAGAAGAGCCCAAAACCAUUGCUCUCCUGAAGAUAACAUAAACAGUAAGCACUGGCCCUGCCAGAGAAAGGAAUACAUGAUUAUUGGAGGAGGAAGUGAGACGCUUGAUCUUCAGCAGACCCACAGCAAGCUGGCCUCUGAAGCAGCUGAAAAUGGUGAGCAAAGAAAUGAACUUUGUCUCAAAUUGACUACAGAAGAGACUCCACCGGCUGCUUCCAAAUUCACAAGUGAGCAAAAUGCAAGCCAAGCCCAGGGAAGUGCUUUGGCAAACUCCUGCAUCAAAAGCUCCGAUAGUGAGGAUUUCUUGAUUAAAUACAGUGACAUUGUCAUUGCGCAAAAGCCGCUCCACUUUUCAGAGCCCCAUCCAAAAGCCUCAGAGGACAAGACUCGGAACACAGGACUCCCUGGGUCAGGGCAGGGCCAACCAGCAAAUAAACCAUGGCCACUCACUUUCCUUUCUCCUGGUGCCAGUGGUCCCCAAGCCUUAGCCAUACUUAAUGAUGUUGCUUUGGAAGGCAAAGUCCCUUAUGGCUACAGGAGCCAAGAAUCCUCUCGGGAGACUAUUGAAUCUCAGAUCUGCGAUGCCAUGAGCUGCCUUGCAAUUCAUGAAUCAGAUUCAACAGACCAGCCAAAAGAACUGAAAGGGAACACGCCGCAUCACAACAAUAAAUUCAUGGCAUGCAACUAUGCAAGCAAAGAGGGAACCUGUGACUCAUCCUUGGCUAAUCUUAAGGAAGAUGGUGUAGAGUGUCUUGUGUAUCCCGUAGAGGAAACAGCAGGUCCAGAAUCCCUAAGUACCAAGAGAGGCAUCCAGGAACUGCAACAUUCUAGGAUGAAACUUUCAGACCAACCCGGUAGGGAUAGAGAGGGCUACAACAUUGACCUCUACUCAUCAGCGCUCUUCUGCAAUAUCGCUGGGUGCAAUUGUCCCACGGGUGGCUCAGGUUAUGAGAGACUUCUGGUAGGCAUUCCAGGAUCAGGGGAAACUGCGGAGUACCUUAGGCACAUGGGUGAACCACCCGACUCAACUUGUAUCACCCACCCUGAGGUUGGAUAUCAUGGCGGUGUUCCAGCAAACAUUCAGUGCAGAGGGGAAGGAUGUCACUCCUCUUUUGCAGGCUCCGAUAGUUGUGUUGUACCAGUGAAUGAAACUAGCCCAGAGGGUUAUGUCAUUAUAAACAAAGAUGAUUAAAAAAUUAGUCCAACAGAGCCUUCUGCGGCCAAACAGCAGGUGGUUUCUUGAGAAUGGAGGGUUGUAGGUGGUGGAAUGCCUCGUGCCAAGCAGCUUCCUUCUUUGUCGUUCCACAACCAUCAUUUGCCUUUGGUGGAGUUUAGAGAAAAGCAGAGGAGGGCAGAAGAAAACUAUUGAGGUACAAUAAUAAAACAGCCAAAUACUGUGCCUAUUUAUUAAGUACUCUACUUAAUUAAAAUCUACUUCUGCGUACACUUACGUAGGACUGUACUGUCCUAUAGCAGGAAAAAGCACUCACCUAAACCUUACUGAGAUAUAUACCCCAUUUCAAUGCCAUUAUGCUACAUUACUCAAGACCAUUCUGUGCUUGUGUGCCCAACAAAGACCCCUACAAAAAUCAAUAGGCACCUGCUAAGUCAUAAAUUCCUAGCACUCUCCUCACUUACUGCACGAACAGCUGGAUUUAAAUUUCAAGCAGAACACAGACUGUAUAAGUGAAAUGGGUAGACUUACUAAAAAAAGGUGGCUUGACAGUGUUUGCAAACUGGUGGGCCACUGUAGAAGAAUAAAAUAUUUCCCUGCUAAACUAUUUCUGCAUCAAUAGGGGUGGGGAGCUACUUUUUUGGAAUAAAAGUGUGAAAAUGA